CACAAGAGGAUGUGACAGAGAACAAUUGAUCAUAGACAGUGGGGAAGGAAAAGAAAACUUGGAAGAAGAACAAUGGUUCGACGUUCCCAAAACCACAAGCUAACCUUGGCAGUUGCCGUCUUGAUGUGUGUCUUUGUCUCUAUCGACGGGGUCAGCUUGAACGACCUUCUAGAGAGAGUCUCUCAGCUCUCCGACAAACUACAUUCACUCAGCACCUCACUCACCAAUGACCUGGAUUCUCACUUCCCACCUUAUGGAGGAAGACUCAUGAGACCAUCUAUGUGCCAUACAGCUUCCCUUCAGAUCCCCAAUGAUAAAGAUCAGGCCCUCAGACUGCCGGAGAACGAGUUACUGUCUCUGGCUCGCUCGCUGCUACUGGCCUGGUCAGACCCUCUGGCCAUGCUCUCGUCCGAGGCCAAUACCCUGCCCCAUCCAGAACGAAAUGCUAUCAAUAGCAAGACCAGACAACUGCAGGACCAGACUAACUCCCUUGGAGCAGGCCUAGAGCGACUGGUCCACAAGAUGGGGACAUCCUCUGAGGUUCUUUCCUCUCUCCCUUUCAACAGUAAUGACCUGGGCCAUGAUAAAAUCUCACGCCUGGUCAACUUCCACUUCCUCUUGUCCUGCUUCCGCAGGGACUCCCACAAGAUCGAUAGUUUUCUUAAAGUCCUCCGAUGCCGAACGUCCAAGAUGCAACCAGAUAUGUGCUAGAGACGGAGGUGCCGUUUUGACUCGCUCCCACUCUGAGUCAGUCAGAUGGGUUACUGAACCAAAAUGCCAGCAUGGAUCACUUGGGUCAAUUCUCUUUCAAUUAAAAAAAAGUAGCUCUGAAUAUUUCUCUAUGAAGUCACACAUCUCAGACAGUGAAUUCCUUUGGUGCGUGAUCUCAUAACCUAUGUUCCAUGUCAUACUAACUUUCCUUUCAUGCUUGAAUAGAUAAUCUGGAGAGCAGGGCAGAUAUGCUAUCCUUCCAAAUAUUUUUAAAAAGCCAGGAUAUAAUUUACAGGACAGUUAUAAAUGCCUGAAAGAAAGGAAAGAAAACAUGAACCAAUGAUGAGCCUACUUGUCCCCAGGUUUUAGUUUUUCUAUCUAAAAACUGUGUUAGAUUAGACAGAUUAAUAUUUCAGAACAUUCUGCUGUUGGCUAUGGGGCUAUGUAGAAAUGGUAUAGAAAUAUGAUGGCAUGUGUAGAAAUUUGCACUUUAGAUCCCACCAGUGUAUUUAUGAAAGUACUGAGGUAAAGGUUCUUCAUUAGUUUUCCUUUACAUGGUGUUCAUGAACAUAACACAAGCUGUCAUGCAAAAAUAUCAAUAAAGUUUCAUCGUGUAUGAAAAAAAAACA
Electrophorus electricus (electric eel) is the source of this 1340-nucleotide messenger RNA. It is a transcript of the gene prl, whose product is annotated as prolactin. Gene Ontology annotation, cellular component: extracellular region. NCBI's taxonomy places the organism in Eukaryota, Metazoa, Chordata, Actinopteri, Gymnotiformes, Gymnotidae. Gene Ontology annotation, biological process: positive regulation of cell population proliferation; positive regulation of receptor signaling pathway via JAK-STAT; response to nutrient levels. Gene Ontology annotation, molecular function: hormone activity. The record is from RefSeq and is a predicted model, not a curated record.